UCCUUGUAGUUACGUCAUAAGCCCCCGACGGGAAAACGUUGUAUGUGUUUCCGAGUCUGGAGCUGGAAGUAACAUGCCGGAGAAGCAAAUAGCGAUUGAGGAAGAUGAUCUGCAGUAUGAGGAAGAGAUCCUACGCAACCCUUAUUCAGUCAAGUGCUGGAUGAGAUACAUCGAGACGAAGCUCUCUAGCCCAGCGCAUGCUCUCAACCUGGUCUAUGAACGAGCCCUGAAGGAGCUGCCGGGAAGCUACAAGUUGUGGUACGCCUACCUAAAGCAGCGCAGAAAGCAGGUGAAGAAACGCUGCAUCACCGAUCCAGCCUACGAGGAGGUCAAUAACUGUCAUGAGAGAGCCCUCGUAUUCAUGCACAAGAUGCCCCGGAUCUGGAUGGAUUAUUGUCAGUUCCUCGUUGAUCAGUGUAAAAUCACCCGUACCAGGCGGACGUUCGAUCGCGCCCUCCGUGCCCUGCCCAUUACCCAGCACCACCGCAUCUGGCCCCUUUACCUGCGCUUCGUCCGUAGCUACCAGUUGCCCGAAACGGCGGUUCGCGUAUACAGACGGUACCUCAAGCUGUCGCCGGAAAACGCAGAAGAGUACAUCGAGUACCUGAGGUCGAUGGACCGGUUGGACGAGGCGGCCUCCAGACUGGCAGUCAUUGUCAACCAGGAUAACUUUGUGUCGAAGGAGGGCAAAUCCAAUUAUCAGCUGUGGCAGGACCUCUGCUCCUUACUGUCCCAGCAUCCGGACUCGAUCCGCUCUCUGGACGCCGCGGCAAUUAUUCGCGGCGGACUGACGCGCUUCACUGACCAGAGGGGCAAGCUGUGGUGUGCGCUUGCCGAGUAUCACACUCGUAGUGGGCAUUUUGAGAAGGCACGUGAUGUUUAUGAGGAAGCGAUUCAGACCGUCACCACCGUCCGAGAUUUCACCCAAGUGUUUGACAGCUACGCGCAGUUCGAGGAAAGCAUCAUUGCAGCCAAAAUGGAGACCGUCAGCGAGCUGGGGCGGGAGGAAGAGGAUGACCUCGAUCUAGAGCUGCGAUUGGCUCGCUUUGAGCAGCUGAUAGAGCGCCGUCCUCUUUUACUCAAUGGAGUGUUACUGCGACAGAAUCCACACAAUGUCCACGAAUGGCACAAGAGGGUGCAACUGUUUCAAGCCAAGCCUCACGAGAUUAUAAACACGUACACAGAGGCUGUUCAGACCGUGGAUCCCGCCAAAGCCACAGGGAAACCCCACUCACUGUGGGUGUCAUUCGCCAAGUUCUAUGAAGACAACGGACAGAUUGAGGAUGCCAGGACAAUCCUACACCGAGCCACCCAAGUGAAGUACACCCACGUGGAUGACCUGGCCGCGGUUUGGUGUCAGUUUGGAGAAAUGGAGCUGAGGCAUGAGAAUUACGAGGAGGCCCUGAAAAUACUGAGGAGAGCCACGGCUGUCCCGGCCCGGAAGGCAGAAUAUUUCGAUGCCUCUGAGCCCGUCCAGAACAGACUGUACAAAUCCCUUAAAGUUUGGUCCAUGUUGGCCGAUCUGGAGGAAAGUCUCGGCACCUUCAAGUCUACCAAGGCGGUGUACGACCGGAUUAUUGACCUUCGGAUAGCAACUCCACAGAUCAUCAUCAAUUAUGCUUUGUUCCUUGAGGAACACAACUAUUUUGAGGAGAGUUUUAAGGCCUAUGAACGCGGGAUAGCCUUGUUCCGCUGGCCCAAUGUGUACGACAUUUGGAGUACCUACCUUUCCAAGUUCAUUGCUCGAUACGGAGGGAAGAAGCUGGAAAGGGCUCGCGAUCUGUUUGAACAAGCUUUGGAUGGCUGUCCUCGCAAGUUUGCCAAAAAUAUCUUUCUCCUGUAUGCCAAGCUGGAGGAAGAGCACGGUUUAGCCCGGCACGCCAUGGCUUUAUACGAAAGGGCAACUCAAGCAGUGGAGCCCGCAGAGCAAUACGAAAUGUUUAAUAUCUACAUUAAAAGAGCGGCGGAAAUCUAUGGCGUCACCCACACUCGUAGCAUCUACGAACGAGCCAUUGAGCUGUUAGCCGAUGACCAGUCACGAGAGAUGUGUCUCCGUUUCGCAGACAUGGAGUGUAAACUGGGAGAGAUUGACAGAGCCCGUGCCGUUUACUCGUACUGCUCUCAGAUGUGUGACCCCAGGCUGACGGCAGGGUUCUGGCAGACGUGGCGAGACUUUGAAGUGCGUCACGGGAACGAAGACACGCUGCGGGAGAUGCUGCGUGUGAAGCGAAGCGUGCAGGCCAAGUACAACACCCAGGGUACAUUCCUCGUGUCACAGCGGCUUCGCGUGGAAGGAGCGGCCGGGGACACUCCAAAUGAGCCAAUGGAUGAAAUGAAAGCCUUGGAACAAAAGGCAGCCGUUAUAGCUGCAGCAGCCGAGAAAGACAAGCCGCAGAUAAAGGACAAGAUCCUGUUUGUCCGGUCCGACGCAUCUCGCUCCGAGCUGGCAGAGCUGACGCGCCAGACCAACCCGGACGAGAUCAACAUUGGCGACGAUGAGUCUGAAGAGGAGUUAGAACCUGAUGAGGUUCAGUUAGAGCAGAAGUCUGUACCAUCGUCUGUCUUCUCUGGAAUCUCUGAGGACUGACCCACUGAAUCCUGACCUGACUAUUUACAUCAAGUACUUAAGACAAACAAAGAAUAAAAUAACCAGACACACAGUUUCUCCA
Molecule: messenger RNA, 2669 nt
Organism: Spea bombifrons (plains spadefoot toad)
Lineage: Eukaryota; Metazoa; Chordata; Amphibia; Anura; Pelobatidae
Gene: XAB2
Product: XPA binding protein 2
Exons: 19
Coding region: 74-2587 (837 amino acids)
Biological process (GO): mRNA splicing, via spliceosome; generation of catalytic spliceosome for first transesterification step
Cellular component (GO): post-mRNA release spliceosomal complex; U2-type catalytic step 2 spliceosome; Prp19 complex
Molecular function (GO): protein binding
Source: RefSeq, a predicted model, not a curated record